AUGGAUACCAAAAAGUUGGAUACUGCCUUCGAAGAUGCAAUCAGCUGUCUCCCUCAUGAGGUUCUAAGCGACAUUUUGUCCAGAGUUCCGACCAAACUGGCUGCUUCAACAUCUCUUCUCUCAAAAAAGUGGAGGAAUGUGUUUGCGACGGUCAGGGCCGGCAAUGAUCAUAUAUUACAAACAAUAUCAAACUUCGUCAAUUCUUAUAAUCUUUACUUUAUCAUCUCUGUGGAUUUGUAUUUCUUGUCCUCACUCAGAGUUAUGUUUUCCAGAUAUUACUUGGUGGAAAAAGCCAAGGAUGCGAAUAUUGUAGGUAUUUUGGUAGGGACUCUUGGUGUUGCUGGUUACCUUCAUAUGAUUCACCAUAUGCAAGCACUCAUAUCUGCAGCUGGCAAAAAAUCUUACAUUCUUGCCAUGGGACGACCUAAUUCGGCCAAACUCGCAAACUUCCCCGAGUGCGAUGUAUUCAUCUACAUCUCAUGUGCCCAAACCGCUCUUUUAGAUAGCAAAAAGUUCAUGUCCCCUGUCAUAACUCCGUUCGAAGCCAAUAUUGCUUUUAGCAGAGGGAGUGAAUGGACUGGUGCAUACCUAAUGCAAUUCCAAGACGUGAUCAACUCUGUAAAAUUAGAAUCAGAAGCACAUAGCGAAUCAGAGGAGCCACGGUUCUCCUUCUUUCAGGGUGGUUACGUAGAAGAUCACAAGACAAACGAUCAAGCUAAGAAUGGAGAAGAAGACACAGGAGAGACAAUGGCACUGGUACACAUUGCAGAGAAAGCAUUGCAAUUGAAAGACAAUGAUCAUAACUUGCUCACUAAACAAACCACUGCCAAAUCAGGACCCGAGUAUUUCCUCAGUCGUGCUUAUCGCGGUUUGGAGAUAAAUAGUGAUAAUACUUCGUCGGAGACUUACAUAGUCGGGAGAAGCGGGAAGGCGUCAGGAUACAAGCACGAGUAGCAACUCCAAGAAGUUCACUUGUUCACCAAGAAAGAUUUGUGUACUAUUUCAGAAACUGACAUUUUUAUUGUUCUUUUGAAAAAUUGGUUCUGCUGGCUUCAUGUUAUAUUGUUAGAUGAGAGAAUGUUGCACACAUGUGAGAGUUAGUUUCGAAAAGAAACAGAACUAUCUAUCUGUCUUUUGUUAAUUUUUUUCUAAUGUUUAUUGGCCUCUGA
Messenger RNA from Camelina sativa (false flax), 1169 nucleotides. RefSeq lists its product as uncharacterized. The record is from RefSeq and is a predicted model, not a curated record. Gene Ontology annotation, biological process: protein histidyl modification to diphthamide. NCBI's taxonomy places the organism in Eukaryota, Viridiplantae, Streptophyta, Magnoliopsida, Brassicales, Brassicaceae. Gene Ontology annotation, molecular function: 2-(3-amino-3-carboxypropyl)histidine synthase activity.